Molecule: messenger RNA, 990 nt
Organism: Macrosiphum euphorbiae (potato aphid)
Lineage: Eukaryota; Metazoa; Arthropoda; Insecta; Hemiptera; Aphididae
Source: the annotation of a GenBank genome assembly
AUGGCUAUUCAACAGAAGUACAGACGAGAAGAAGUUAGUGAAGUUAGUUGUUGCCUUAAGUACAUCAUAUUCAGUUUCAAUGUGUUAUUUUGGAUGUUUGGUUUAUCUGUGAUGGCAGUGGGCGUUUGGGCAUGGACAGAAAAAAAUGCAUUUAAUAAUCUCAGUAAACUCACACAUUUAGCUCUUGAUCCAGCUUUUGCUUUAAUUUUAAUUGGUGGAAUAACUUUUAUAAUAGGUUUCACGGGUUGCAUCGGAGCUUUACGUGAAAACACAUGUUUACUUGGGAGUUAUGCGGUUCUCUUAGCUGUAAUUUUGAUACUUGAGUUAACUGCUGGAGUUUUAACAUUUGUUUUUAAAGAUUCUAUUAAAUCACAAGCCACUGAAGGACUUCAAACAUUCAUCGUUCAUUAUAGGGAAGACCCUGAUCAGCAAAAUCUAAUUGACUGGAUACAGGAAGAUUGGUUACAAUGUUGUGGAAUCAAAGGUCCUGAAGAUUGGGAUUUUAACAAUUAUUUUAACUGCUCUUCACAAAAGGUGGGCAGCCGAGAAGCAUGUGGAGUACCUUUUUCUUGUUGCAAACGUAAACUUAAUGAAAUAGUAGAAAACAAACAGUGUGGAUAUGACGUGAGGAAAGUAGGAUUUUAUGCUGAAAAAUGGACAAGCUUAAAUUUACCAACGCAAACAGGUGAAAGAAAUAUAUAUGAGAGAGGUUGCAUGCGGGCCGCUGAGGAAUGGGUUGAGGAUAAUUUUAUUGGAGUCUUAACAACAGUUAUGACCGUCACCAUAUUGCAGACCGACGAUGUCGGAAAACGAGUGGACCUCAUCAUUAAUGAAAAAGGAUGUUUGCAAUCUGGAGAAGAAUGGUUAGAAAGAAACAUGCUUUUUAUAGCUACUGUGUGUCUUAUAUCAGCUUUUUGUAAGAUUUUAGGCAUAUGCUUUGCUCAAAAUCUACGUGCUGACAUAUUUGCGCAGAAAGGCAAGUGGCACUAG